AUGGCUUCGUUAUCUGAACAAAAAUAUAUUACAUUAAGAAAACGUCUCGAUCAAUUUGGUUUUAAACAACCAUUAGCUAUUGAAUCUUUACCAUUAGUUGAAAAACUUUUUCAAGCUUUUAUUCAAACAACUGAAGAGCUUAAAAAAGCUAAAGAAAAUCCAUCUUUACCACCUGCUCCUGUACCAUCAACAAAUACAACGACAUCAGCAACAAUUUCAUCAACUCAUCCAUAUAAAAAUGAUAAUGCUCGACUUGUUAAAGAAAACAAUGAUCUUCAUUUAGAAUUAAUUAAAUGUCGUGAACAACUUGAUCAUCAUGUUAAAGAGUUUAAAAGUCAAUUAAGAAAAUUAGAACAUGAAAAUGCGGAUCUACGCUUUUUAAAUACACAAUAUAUUCAUCGAUUACGUUCAUUAGAAAAAGAGUCUCGUCAAAAAGAUAAUAAAAUAUUAGAAUUACAAGAAAAAAAUUUUCAAGCUGUUGUUCAAACACCAGGUGGAAAUAAACAUACAAUACCAUUUCGUCGUCAACGAUUAGAUAUUGAUGAAAUGUUACCUGAAUCAUCAUCACAACGAACAUUAGCUCAACAAUUACCCUAUGUUGAUGAUCCAUAUAUUAUUGAUAUUGUUAAAGUUACUGAAGAUCGUGUUGCUGAAUUAGAAUUAGAAUUACAACAACAAAAACAAUAUACAGAUGAAAUUGAAACAAAAAUGGCUAAUCUUAAAUAUCAGGUAAAUAUAUUCUAUUGA
Molecule: messenger RNA, 747 nt
Organism: Rotaria sp. Silwood1
Lineage: Eukaryota; Metazoa; Rotifera; Eurotatoria; Philodinida; Philodinidae
Source: the annotation of a GenBank genome assembly